UGGUUCACCCUCUCCAGCCUCCGUGUCUCUGUGGGCACUUCACAGAGCCCAUGGGAUCUUGAGUGGACACUGCUGGGGAUGGCUGUCAUGAGGGCAGGAAUGAGCCAUCAAAGAGCAGUUUGGGGUCUAAGCUGGCGGGGAGGUCAGGGCAGAGCUGGGGUCUGUACGUUGGGGGUCAUCCCGAGAUGGCUGUCUGGAGGAGGAGGCACGGCUCGGGGAAUGUGAGUUCAGGGUAGGACAAGGGGAGCAAGAGGUAUCAGGGAGAGUCCCAGAAGGGAGAACUGAGGCUGGGGCGGAGUAGAGAGCAUGGGGAGGGGUCGUCCUCUCCCAUGCCGAUGGAGAAGGCGCCAGGCAGGGCCAUCCCGGAGGAGGGGGCGGGGAGAGCGGCGCCCAGCGGCCCCUUUAAUCGGGGGCGCGCGCUGGCCGGCCCGCGCGCUCUCGCCGCCGUCGCCGGGCCGGAGCGGGAGCCGGAGCGGAGCUGGGGCCGGGGCCGGGGCCCGGAGCGGGCGGAAUGGAGCCCCCGCGCGCGCCCGCUCUGUGCCGCCUGCUGCCGCCGCUGUUGCUCCUGCUGCUGCCACUGCCCCCCCGCGCCCGGGCCAAGUACGUGCGGGGCAACCUCAGCUCCAAGGAGGAUUGGGUGUUCCUGACAAGAUUUUGCUUUCUUUCGGAUUAUGGCCGACUGGACUUCCGUUUCCGAUACCCUGAGGCCAAGUGCUGUCAGAACAUCCUCCUCUAUUUCGACGACCCAUCCCAGUGGCCGGCUGUGUACAAGGCAGGGGACAAGGACUGCCUGGCCAAGGAGUCAGUGAUCAGGCCUGAGAACAACCAGGUCAUCAACCUCACCACCCAGUAUGCCUGGUCAGGCUGUCAGGUAGUGUCAGAGGACGGAACCCGCUACCUGAGCUGCUCCAGUGGCCGAAGCUUCCGCUCGGUUCGUGAAAGGUGGUGGUACAUCGCACUCAGCAAGUGUGGGGGAGAUGGGCUGCAGUUGGAGUAUGAGAUGGUCCUCACCAAUGGCAAGUCCUUCUGGACACGGCAUUUCUCGGCUGAUGAGUUUGGGAUCCUGGAGACAGAUGUGACUUUCCUCCUCAUCUUCCUCCUCAUCUUCUUCCUCUCCUGUUACUUUGGAUGUAAGUCCAAUUUACUGAAAGGUCGUCAGUUGCUCCACACAACUUACAAAAUGUUCAUGGCUGCAGCAGGAGUGGAGGUCCUGAGCCUCCUGUUUUUCUGCAUCUACUGGGGCCAGUAUGCCACUGAUGGCAUUGGCAACGAGAGUCUGAAGAUCUUGGCCAAGUUGCUCUUCUCCUCCAGCUUCCUCAUCUUCCUGCUGAUGCUCAUCCUUCUGGGGAAGGGAUUCACAGUGACACGGGGCCGAAUCAGCCACUCGGGCUCCGUGAAGUUGUCUGUCUACAUGACCCUGUACACUCUCACCCACGUGGUGCUGCUCAUUUACGAGGCCGAGUUCUUUGACCCAGGCCAGGUCCUAUACACGUACGAGUCGCCGGCGGGCUAUGGGCUCAUUGGGCUGCAGGUGGCGGCUUACGUGUGGUUCUGCUACGCUGUGCUCAUCUCCUUGCGUCACUUCCCGGAGAAGCAGCCCUUUUACGUGCCCUUCUUUGCUGCCUACACCCUCUGGUUCUUUGCUGUUCCUGUCAUGGCCCUGAUCGCCAACUUCGGGAUCCCCAAGUGGGCCCGGGAGAAGAUUGUCAAUGGCAUCCAGCUGGGGAUCCAUUUGUAUGCCCAUGGCGUGUUCCUGAUCAUGACACGCCCGUCGGCGGCCAACAAGAACUUCCCGUACCAUGUGCGCACGUCGCAGAUCGCCUCAGCCGGGGCCCCCGGCCCGGGAGGGAGCCAGUCCACGGACAAGCCCUUCCCGCAGCACGUCUAUGGGAACGUGACGUUCAUCAGCGACUCGGUGCCCAACUUCACGGAGCUCUUCUCCAUCCCCCCGCCCGCCUCCUCCGUAAGCCCCGCGCCCCCGGCGCACGAGGAGCUGCUGGCGCCGCCCCUGGAGUACCUGACCCCGCUCCCGGCCCCGCCGCCGCCCCCCUCGCCCGGGCGCUUGAGCCCACCCCCUGCUUUUCGCACGCCCCGAGCCCCAACACCGCGCCGCGACCACCCCCCGGCGCCUGCGCCCACCCUGCCGGACUGGGUCCUGGCGCUGUUGCGCACGCCCCCGCAGACGCCACGCGCCGUGCCCCCGCCACCCGCCUUCCGCGGCUCUCCACCCACUCCCCGGCCGCCGCCGGAGUUCGCCCGGCGCGCUCCGACGCCGCCCCUAGAGUACCUGGCCCCGCUGUCCAGGCGCCCAGCCGCCCGCUCCUUCCCUGAUUGACACCAGCGCCCGCACCUCGGGAGGGGGGGCUCCUUUGCGGGGAGGGGGACGGGCCUUCGGGGCCGCAUCUGCCCCCCGUGGGUCUCGGACGGCC
Messenger RNA from Felis catus (domestic cat), 2429 nucleotides. It is a transcript of the gene TMEM145, whose product is annotated as transmembrane protein 145. NCBI's taxonomy places the organism in Eukaryota, Metazoa, Chordata, Mammalia, Carnivora, Felidae. The transcript has 14 exons. Gene Ontology annotation, biological process: response to pheromone; G protein-coupled receptor signaling pathway. The coding region runs from base 512 to 2335 and encodes 607 amino acids. The record is from RefSeq and is a predicted model, not a curated record.